CGCUGACUGCUUCUCCAGAGAUGAAAGCAACAUUGCCGAACCGCCCAUUGACUACGGCAAUGGCUGCAAACACCGCCACGGCCAAGACAGCUGGUUUGCUUGGCUGGUUGUGUUUGCAGGCUGCAUCAUGAGCAUGAUAACCUUGGGCCUGUCGCGCUCUCAUGGCGUCUACCAGGAGCACUACGUGCUCAGGGAGUUUUUUGGCCAGCCCACAGCAUCAGUCUCGUGGAUUGGCUCAGUGCAGAACACUAUGCUGAAUCUCUGCGGCGUGGCCGUCGGCAUUCUCAGUCAAUUGUACGACACGCGGGUUCUGUGCGCCGUUGCAUCGCUUACCAUGGGCCUGGCCUUUAUACUGGCCUCGUUCAGCACUCAGAUAUGGCAGCUGGUGCUCACCCAGGGCAUGAUGUAUGGUGCCGCCGCGUCAUUCCCAUAUAUUCUUGGCGUCACAAUUCCGCUGCAAUGGAUCAAGCGGCGCCGCGGACUGGCUCUGGCCUUUGUUUAUAUGGGCUCGGGAGUGGGCGGCAUGUGGAUAUCUAUUUUCACUCGGUCGUGCAUCGAGUUGCUGGGCCGCCAGUGGACCAACCGCAUCAUUGGCUGCAUCAUCAUGGUGCUCGGCGCUGGCCUGUCGCCGCUGAUCAUUUCUCGGCGUCCCCCAGCACCAAAGGCCUCAAAGUCUCUCGCGUCAGACAGCUGCGGUGUCAAGCCUAGAAAGCUGUUGGAUUUCUCGGUUGUCUUGGAGUGGCAAUUCUUGCUUAUUGCCGCGGCCAGCUUUUUUGCCAUGGCCCCCAACACCAUUCCAUACUUGCUGAUGCCAACCUAUGUGGUCAAUGUGCUCAAGGAGACCAGCAAUCUGGGGUCGCUUCUAGUCACAAUCAUCAAUGUCUCAGGCAUAUUCGGGCGCUUUGCAGCAGGCAUGUUGGCCGACCGCUUUGGGCCAAUCAAUAUCCUACUCAUCUGGGUGCUCCUGGCAGCAUUCAGCCAGCUUGGGCUGUGGCUGCCAUUCAGCUCGGCUCCAGCAAUCAUUGCGUCAGCGUCCCUGUUUGGCGUGACCGGCGCCUCCUUUGUUGGCAUGAUCAUCAAUGCACUGUCGCACGUGUAUGGUGUGAGCCGGAUCACAUAUAUCUCGGGCCUGAUAUACAUGACGUACUCCUUCUCCUCGCUGCUGGUCGCACAGACAGCAAGCAUGAUGCUGGAUACUGUCGGCCACGGCAUUGACUAUACGUGGCCGAUCGUGUACACGGGAAUGCUGCUGAUCGUGGCGUUUGCAAUUAUUCUUGUGCUCCGAAUCAAGCUGUCAAAGAAGCUGUUUUAUCAUAUCUAAUGUAUUUCAGUUACAAAAGCAUACUCAUCAUUUUAGUAAUUAAAGUAACAGACG
Kickxella alabastrina is the source of this 1375-nucleotide messenger RNA. Its product is annotated as major facilitator superfamily domain-containing protein. Gene Ontology annotation, cellular component: fungal-type vacuole membrane. Gene Ontology annotation, molecular function: transmembrane transporter activity. The transcript has a single exon. The record is from RefSeq and is a predicted model, not a curated record. NCBI's taxonomy places the organism in Eukaryota, Fungi, Kickxellomycota, Kickxellomycetes, Kickxellales, Kickxellaceae. Gene Ontology annotation, biological process: transmembrane transport. Bases 128 to 1321 code for a protein of 397 amino acids.